AUGGCAGACGCGGACUUGUUCGGGGACUUGCCACUCGACUGUGUCUUUCUCGAGGGCAGGGAGACAGAAGCAGUAGCAGCAGCAGCAGCUGGUCAUGCUCAUGCACUGGGUGCCAAUGGCUCGAGCCAUAGCGCAAUGGCAGCAGCUGCAGCUUCCAUGGACGUGUUCGUCCCCGACGACCAGAUGUUACUCGACAGUGACGUGCCCGGCUCAUCGCCCACGAACAUGAUGACGCCCAAGACGGAGAACGAGGACUUUUUGACGCCACUUUCCUUCUCCUUCAUCCCGAACGGAGUGGCGGCCGUAGGGGGUCCCACCUACCGCGUAGCUCCCCAGCACAAACACAAGCGCGUGCGCUCGAAUCCAGACGUGCUGCAGGGGUUCGGUAUGGCUACAACGGCGCAUCUGGAUAUGACGUCUCCCGCAUCAAUGAGGCAUGAAGGGCUGGGCUUUCUGCAGCCACAACGCAACGAGGGGCCACUUGGACUUGUGCCGAUGAGACCCUCGGUGCCUCCCGUUGAUUUUGCAAGACGCUCAGCAGCAGCAACAGCAGCAGCUCACGGAGAGUCGUUUGAAGGAAUGGACGCGUUUCUACAGGAAAUGGCCUGGUCGGAGCUCAAUUCCAGCCACCACCAGCAGCAGCUGCAUCCUCAACACGUGCCAAGUGGAAGUGCUGCCGCGAUAGAAAAUUACACUAUUUUGAACGGCGAGGUGUCCCCUGUGGUUUAUCGCACGCAACGUAUACAAGAAGGUGUGAAUGAGCUCAAGAUGAAGCGCAAGCGUCCAGCCAGUUAUCACUUGAGACACCAUUCGAAUCCUGUCGACUUGCUGCACAAUUUGGACCAGUUUCGUAUACUGGCGGACCAAAGCAAGGAUAAACGAGUACAGCAACAGGUGCAGCAGCAGCAACAACAUCAGCAGCAACAACACCAGCAGCAACAACACCAGCAGCAGUCGAAUCAAGGGUAUUUAAAUUCGCCUGCUGACUUGCAGGACCCUUCGAUGUUUCUGGAGCCAUUGCAGCAAAAUCUGCAGCAUUUUCAGUUCCAAGUGCCCUCUCCGAUUGCCAGCGGCGCCGUGCACUCGCUGCACGGCCGUCGGUCGUCGCUCGGCAGUACGUUGCCUCCACGUGCAGCUGCUCGUAGACGUGGUGGUGCAAAUCGUCCAUCAGGACUCUCGAUGGAUAUGUCCCAAAUGAAUUUGGAGUUUCUUUCAGUGCCAGAGGAACCAAGCAAUCCUGAUCUCGACCCAUGUGGGCUAUCGACUGCUGUCUCUUCAUUUGACAGCAAGAAGGUAGUCGUUGACGACGCGAAUCGGAAGAUGUACAAGUGUGGCCGCUGUGGGCAGCCCAAGGUGGGUCAUAUCUGCACAAUGCCCGAUCAGCGCAACAACUGGACGCAGGUGGACCUCGAGGUCACGAAAGGUCUUAAAAUCAUGCGCAGUAGCUGCCACAUUAUGCCGGUGAAGAGCAAGUGGAAGGUCCAGUGCAACGACCAUGAACCGGUGCAACUUGUUCCUAAGGGUGACGUUAAGCACGAAUUCGAUACGGCAGUAAAUCAGCUGUGGGCUUAG
Peronospora matthiolae is the source of this 1572-nucleotide messenger RNA. Lineage: Eukaryota; Oomycota; Peronosporomycetes; Peronosporales; Peronosporaceae. The record is from the annotation of a GenBank genome assembly.